UCCGGCGGAGGGACACGAGAUGCUCUCGUGAAAGGCCUGGCCGAGAGGGUUUUCAGUCAAAGCGGAUUCGGAUCCGGCGUAGAGACCUUGUUAACCUUGCCAAGCGGAGAGUUAUGAAGCACUGAGAGCAUUGAGAGGCGGCUUAGAGCAGUUUCUGUCGUCCACCGCCAUGGAAGGCAAUCCUUGAAGGGGAUGCAGCCUUCGAUGUGCAGUCGUGCGGAGUCACAUAAACAGUUUCCGGACACGAGCUAGCCACGCGGAUAGUAUGUUCAAUCAGAGGUCAUCUCGUUGGGCGUAGUCAUUCGCGGACGCCUGUCUUCCGCGGCUCUUUGUGGCUCUCCGCGGGAAUCUUUGUAUAACACACAGGCUGUGUCAGUCGGCGGAACCGAUCCGUCGUGUAGCCAUUUUCCACGCAAUCGGUACUACGCCUUCAGCUAUGGCUGGCGAGACUUGGAGCACCGAGGCCCCGUACCCUCAGAAGCGACGCGCGAGUGGCAGUAGUAGUAGCGCUGCUCCCGCUGAGACAGAAAGCGCGGGGGAAGAGCUGCUGGUAACCAGCAGCAUUCAAGCUUGUUCUACCAGCGAUGGCGGACGCUGCGAGGUGGCGUCACUAGUCAAGCUUCACGCUUCCCUAUCACGCCUUCCCAUCCCCGUUACCGUCCCCGUUACCGUCCCCGUUACCGUUCCCGUUACCGUCCCCGUUACCGUCCCCGUUUCGCAAAGCUCCGCGGCCGACUCGUGCCCCAUCGACACCCUCUCGUCCGAGCUUCUCCAGCGGAUCUUCGAUUUGGUUGAGUCUUGGGAAGAAGCGAGUUGUUCUCAAGACGCCUUCGUCCCUUCUCCCCACGAGGAGACCCGCCCGCUCUCCUCCUCCUCCCGCCUCUCGCAGUCCCUCCACCCCCCGUCUCCCCCGCCUCCCCCCUCUCGCUCCCCCCCGUUUAACUACGCGCUCGUCUGUUCCUCCUGGUUCCGCCUCGCCCGCCAGUCGCGCUCCUCUAUUCUCGUCCGCGCAAGCCGCCAACUCGAUCCGCGCACUCUCCCCCUCCAGAUCUCCGCUUCCGCCUUCCCGCGUCUAACGGCGCUUCACCUGGAUGCAAGGAGCCUGCGACGCGUGGACGACGCUUUUAUCGCUGAUCUAGCGUCGCACUGCCCUCGCCUGACGCGCCUGACGAUUCGCAGAAUGUCGCCGGGGGAUGUGAGCGAGACGGGGUUAGCGGCGCUGGCUAGCGGCUGUACGCGUUUGGAGCAGCUUCGUUUUCUGCAUGGGACCAGCGCGUCCAGCCUUCCUCAGUGUUUUCAGCUCGCGCCGCUCACGCAUCUAACGAUCGCACCGUGCCUUGAGCUCGCGUCUCUGCCUUCAAACAUAGCCCAGGUUUUGCCGAGCGUUAGAGAGCUUGAGUUAGAAGGCAGUACUACGCUCUACUGCUUACCUCUUUCUCUCGCUACGCUCCCUUUACUUCGUCGCCUAACCUUGCGAGAUUUAUUCCGCCUGGUUGAGCUGCCCGAGAAUAUCGGGCAACUGCCUCAGUUGCGCGUGCUGGAGCUCGAUUGGUUGGUUUCUCUCCGCUGCCUGCCCGAGUCACUCGGGCAGCUGUCGACACUAGAAAGGCUGGUGUUGAACCGGUGCCAUAAGCUGGCAAAUCUGCCAGAAGGCUUGGGGCGACUGCCGCGCUUGACGCAGCUGCUUGUAAUGAGGUGUGAGAAACUUGAGCCACUCCCCCCAUCUGUUUAAAGGUUGUCUUCGAUAACAGCUGGUCCAAUAGUGUCGGUGACAUAGGCAUUAAGUAUCUGUUAGGCCGUUGUGC
This is a messenger RNA of Closterium sp. NIES-67, 1805 nucleotides long. The record is from the annotation of a GenBank genome assembly. NCBI's taxonomy places the organism in Eukaryota, Viridiplantae, Streptophyta, Zygnematophyceae, Desmidiales, Closteriaceae.